AACCAUUAGAUUUACAUUGAUCAGCUUCGACCAAUCUCAACGGUCAACUCUCAUUUUCUCUUAUAUUGAACUUCGGGUUUAGGAUUAGAAAAUCGGGGCCUGAGGUUUAUCCAUUAGAGGUUAGGGUAUAGUAUUAUACCCCAAACUCAGUUUAAUUUUUGGUCUAGAUAGAUAUAUUUCACUAUGAGUACAUGGAGCAUAGUAUGCUCUAGGAGCACACGAGUCUAACCCCUAGCCGGUUGCCUGCUUCCAUCUCCUUCUAUACGACCAUCAACCUUCCUUCUUCCUUUUUCUUCUUCCAUAUCUCUCCCAAUUGAUCCCGACUUCCCCGAAGAUUUCUCCCUUACGUCGCCAUCAGCGGCGGAUCCAGAACACAGAAGAGCACUGGGCCGCAUUUUAUUAGAAAAUUAGAAUCGUAAAAAAAUAUAAUGAUUAUAGUUUUUUGCAAUGUAAAUUGUACACGACUGUAUUUUAAUUUAGGGAAUGCAUCAAUAAUGGAGCCUACAUCCAUACCAAUAGUAUACACUAUUUCAAAUAAAAUACUUGAGCAAUCGACGAGAAAUUCAUCGCUUAUUUUUUUGAGCAAAUCAGUUAUCACAUGUUUCAUUGUUGAAAAUGUUCUCUUCGUAGUAGCUGUUGAAACGAGCAAUCGACGAGAAAUUCAUCGCUCAUUUUUUUGAGCAAAUCAGUUAUCACAUUUUUUUAGACGCAUAAUCUUUGGGGCUAAAAUUUCUAGGCUAAAUUUAGAGUAGUGAUUUGAAUAUGUCCAACUUGAUAAUUUUUCUAGUUAAACCCAAUCUUAACAUAGAAUAACACUGACUCGAAUGUCUAAAAUCAAAAAUUUCAUAAGGACUAUAGUAACUAUGGAUCCAGAGGAGGGCUGGGCCGGGGCCUGGGGUGGCCACCCCUGGAUCCGCCAGUGGUCGCCAUAAACACGCCUUCUUUCCGGCAAAUCGAGGGGCAGAAUCUGUUCAUCGCUCCAUCUUUGCUCAUGUACGUUAAAUCAAAGGCCCCCUUGAUCAAUUUCACCCCUCCAACCCUUCUUCCUUUCUAAUAUGUCCUCUAUCUUCUUCCUUUUUACCUCCGCCGAUGACGGCGAGCAAUAACAAGGACGAUUUUGGAGAAGUCCAAUCAUCGUCGAAAUUUAACCUUCUCUAGUCCCUACAUCAUCCCUUCCAAAUCGCUAAGCCUUCCUUGUCUCAUCAUCUUACGCCUUUGACCUUCCUAGUCGACAUGCAAGCCUCCUGCCGGUGAUGACGAGUUCAAUGAGUGUUGCCGUUGCUUCCUCAGUAGGAAUGGCAAUGGGUAGGUCUGGGGCGGGUAUCAUGCUACCCAUAUCCGCCCGUGGGAGGUUGGGUCCAGGUCGGGUAAUUUAUCACGGGUCGCGGGUCUGGGCAGGUCGACCCAAUGGGUAUGCUAUUUAAAUGGAAAACAUUAGAAAUAUUCGUUCAUUUCAUUAUAAGAAUAAGAAAACAAACCAUAUUAUGAUAAAUGUACUUAUAUUAUUGAAGAAAUUGAGGUUUUCACUAAUUUACAACUUUGUUAUAGCUUAAAUUUGAUGUAAUAAAAGGAAAAUCCUGAGUAAUUUGAAUAAGAUUACAUGUAAUUUAGGUAAGGAUAGGUCGAGAAUGCGAUGGGUUAGAGCAGGUCAGAUCGAUGAGAGUACCCAUGCCCGUCCCACCCCGCCUAUGGGGCGGGUCGGACUCACCCCAAAACAGGCCAAACGGGUCGGGUAAAACGGACCAAGUCAAAAUUGCCAUCCCUAUUCGUCGGUGUUCUUUGCUGCUGAGGAUUUCGAAUCGACUGCCGAUGAUAAUUAGCAGUGAAGUCCGCGUGAAUUGUUUGGAGCUGAAGAUAGGGAUGCUUUUGGGUUGGGCGACUGACGUGUAUCUAGAAUUCGCCAAGCAAGCCAUCGCACCUUGCUCUGAACCAGUCCCAGAUGUGUGCAAUUUCUGGCGGGGGAGAUCGCAAUUUCUUGUUCAAGAAGACAGAAUUUGGAAGAGGAAAGGGGCAAGAAGAAAAGACCCAACAUAGAAGAUGGGUUAGGAAUUUGGCUAAAAUUCUAAUUUUAAUUUUUUAUUAAAAUCUCUCAUCUAUUGCCAAACACGUUAUUUUCGCAAAAUCCUACACUUAAAAUACCAGGUUUUUAAUGUGAGAUUUGAGACUCAAAUCACUAGUUUUAAAAUCCUCAAAUCACUAGUUUUUCCUUAUGACUUGAUCGUUAGAGGUUAAAUCCAAAUUUCAAACUUGGUCUUCUCUGCUGUUAUGCAAAUGAAAUGAACGACCAUCACUUACAAGGAAAAACUUAUUCUCUCCACUUCAACCCUUAUAUUCUCUAAUACGUGACUUCGAAUGCAAAUUUAUUACUUCGAGUCCCCAACCCUAUAUGAUCCUAAGACCUUGGCUAGAAUAUCCUCUAAGAGCAAUUGGAGUCGUUUUUUGCUUUGACUUAUGAGCCUCAACUCUCACAAUAAUAUAAUGAAUCAUCUAAAUUGAUUUGAGAUGUAGUGCUAGUUAGUGGAGUGCGUGAACACAAAAACAUCUAUAUUCGGUUUUUAUUUAUAUAUUGAUGUGCAUUAUUAUGGUGGGAAGCCAUAUGAUCGAUACAUGUACAUCAUCUCACCUUACCGGAACCCAGGGGUAGAGCUACCUUAGGUUUCAAGGCCAAAUUUUGAGAAUCAUGUAUAAUUUUUCUAUGAGUUUUGAAAAUUACAUAUAAACUAAAGCAGGAGAUAAAUUUAAAAGUGUGCAUUUCAUAAACAAAGCCAUUACUUUAGCUCAGUGAAAAAACUGUCACUCUAUUGACCAUUUGUCAUUGGUUAAUACCUAAUAGUAGUAACGUUAGUUCUUUUUUACUUAUCAUAUUUAAUUUUUUCAUAAAGUUAAUUUGGUCGUUUAACUUUCAUAUUAUAGUUUGGCAAAAUACAUUUUGGCGAAAUACCACUAAUAGCCACUUUUGAAAGAUGUUGUGUGUCAGAUAUAGCUAUUUCCGUUAGAAACUAUAACGGUGUUGAUAACACCAUCAACUUAUUUGACGGUCGUCUGACGAGGCGCCAAUUCAGCGGACACGUCAGCGACAACCAAGCAAAUAGUUACACGUCAGCUUAAUAAUUUUUUGUAAAUCAAUCUAAAAAAUUAACCCUUUUAUUCCCACCUGCUUGAUUCGCACGAGCCUUCCUUCUUCCCCAUCUCUUGCCAGAAAACGAAAUUAGGGUUCUUCCCAAAUUUCCUCUUCCACACGCAAUUAUUACAAAAAAAUAAUAUCGAGAAAUUGGUAUCUCUCCGUUAUCCUUCUUUUCGCCUUCCCACCUUCAUUUCCUCUUCUUCGAAAUCCCAAUUGACAAACCCAUUCAAACAAAAAAUCCAAAAAAAAUCCCCAUGUCGUCGACUGUGCUUUACUCAGAAGGACAAUCCAUUUCUUCUCCCUAGGCCGAUUUUUGUUUUUAGCUUGAGAGGAGGAGGAUGCGACGAGAUUUGGUCAGGAUACAGAUCCAACUAGUGACCCGACAACCAGAUCCGGUCUCAACAUCCAAAGUGCUAGAGUAGGCGCCGUUGAAAGAGGGGAUUUUGGCGGCGACAGCGAGACCCUAGAACCGGCAGCAACGUAAAAUUGGAAUAGAAUCGAGCUCCAGAAGACAUUGGAGGAGAAUCGAGCGCCAGGCAGAGGCUCCUUCUCUUCUGUCGGCACCCCCACUGGGUCGACGACUUAAAACAGUUUUGCUGGCUAGAAGGUCGCCGCCACCAACCGUCAUGGAAAGCCUCUUGAAGAACAACGUAAAACAGCAUCUCCACGAAUCGAAAUGGUGGUGGUGGUAUCAGAUUGAUUUGGGGAAUGAAAGGUUUCAAAUGGU
Messenger RNA from Linum trigynum, 3851 nucleotides. The record is from the annotation of a GenBank genome assembly. NCBI's taxonomy places the organism in Eukaryota, Viridiplantae, Streptophyta, Magnoliopsida, Malpighiales, Linaceae.